UCUUAAAUUCCCGGAGAAUUUAAUCAACGGUUAUAUUCUCGUUCAUAACAGCGAUAAUGUCGGGAAACGUAUCAACUAUUUUCUUAAUUCAAAAAUUCUUCGUUACUGUUUGAGGAAUUUAAAUUUCUUACUUACCUACAGAAGAUAUAUACACAAGUCGAAGAGAAAAUAGUGAGUAAAAAUAAUUGCAAAUUACAUAAAGAACAAAUACAGUUUAUUUAGGCAAUUGGUGUCAACAAAGUUGGGAAAAAAGGAAGAAGAAAAAAAACAGAAAAAGGUGUUAACAACCAGUGGUAACUUCACAAGAUUCAUUCAAUCAAUUGACUAUCGUUGUCAAUUCGUGGUUGUCGAGUAGUAGUUCAAGGAAUUUCCAUCGAAAUUCGUAACGCGUGUGACGGUAGCAGCUGAUCCAUGGAAAUGUGUUGAGGUAUACAAACACACCUGUACAUUAUUUUCAAGCCGCAUAUCUGCGCGGGUGGUGGUGUACGGAUUCUCGGUAACGUCGCGACGCUGCAGUGCGUUUCGUGUUCUGAAACAGUGUGUUUCUCAUGUUCAGUGUGACAAUCCCCCCGGUGAACGAAGAGUUAGCAACGAUUGCGAAAGGAGUGAAAGGAUUGGAAGAUCUUUUACCAACAGCAUAAGAGUCUCAUCGGUUUCACGACAGCACAUACGAGACACGUUGAAAUCUCAGCUUCCGCUUGAUGCAGUCGCGUUUGAUAAUUGACCAAAUCGUGUGCUACGCGAAGAAUAACCCAAACAUCACCAGAUAGUGACAAAAUCUGUUCAGACCGUAACGGAGCGGUGCUGAAAUCAACAUGAAUUAUGGAUCAAAUUAACGCAAGCGUCUUUAGAGGAUAAACCUUAGACUAACCAGGGUCCAGUCAUUCAUCAGAAAAUCGAUCUGGACCACUCUCACCCUUCGACUAAAGUACGAGUUGGAUUUCAAACUGCAUUAUGAAGACUUUGGGAUUUCUCAGCAUUUCGGUUCUAAAAGAAUAAGCAGAUGGUAAAAUUUUAUCUAACUGAAGCCCCUGAUGCUUGAAUUAGAAGAAACAAUAAUUGUAAAUGCACUGGCAAUAUUGGUGGCAUCCCGUCACCAGAAGUGUACGAGUUACUAAAUCCACAUUAGGAAUGUCGCUGGCGUCUCGUGGGACGCGAAAAGCUCCCCUUCUCUUCAUUUUAAUAAUAAUUUUCCUCCUCGCACUCUAUCAACUUGGCAUUAUAUGCAGUGGACCGAAAGUUAGACCCAAUGCUGUUAUGGUAACCAAAGAGAAAUAUGUAGUUGGACCAUAUGACCAAAAAACAUAUAGUUAUGAUAGGUAUAUGCCUUUAAUUUUCAUUGGUGGAAUGCCACGGUCGGGAACAACUUUAAUGCGUGCCAUGUUGGAUGCCCAUCCAGAAGUGAGAUGUGGCCAAGAGACGAGAGUGAUACCAAGAAUUUUACAAAUGAGAACACACUGGUACAAAUCAGAAAGGGAAAGUUUACGCCUUGAAGAAGCUGGACUUUCAAAAGAUGUAAUAGAUAGUGCGAUAGCAGCCUUUUGUCUCGAGGUGAUAGCAAGACAUGGUGAACCAGCUCCACGCCUGUGCAACAAGGAUCCACUUACAUUGAAGCUUGGUUCUUACGUUCUCGAACUAUUCCCCAACGCCAAGUUUAUUUUUAUGGUCCGGGACGGACGAGCAACUGUUCAUUCUAUUAUAACCAGAAAGGUGACAAUAACAGGAUUCGAUUUAACGUCCUACAGACAAUGUUUGUCGAAGUGGAAUGUUGCAAUAUCAACUAUGUACAAUCAGUGCAAAGACGUUGGAAGAGAUCGUUGCCUAAUGGUUCCUUACGAGCAAUUGGUGCUCCAUCCUCGAGUGUGGAUGGAGAAAAUUCUCGGUUUCUUGGACGUACCUUGGAACGAGUCAGUACUUCACCAUGAAGAAUUCAUCAAUAAACCGGGAGGAGUUCCGCUCAGCAAAGUCGAAAGAUCGUCUGAUCAAGUCAUUAAGCCAGUAAAUUUAGAAGCGUUGACAAAGUGGGUCGGACAUAUCCCUAAGGAUGUUAUAGAUCAAAUGGCAGACAUUGCCCCAAUGUUGUCGGUUCUUGGAUAUGAUCCUUACGCAAAUCCACCGAAUUAUGGAGCACCUGACAAAAUAGUCAGUGAUAAUACUCGGAAGGUUCUGGCAAACGAUGAUGCUUGGGCAGCAAAAGUUAAAGCACUUUCCUUGGUUGUUCCACCCUUGAAUUCUGUUAACGCUGGCGCAGGAAACACAGAAGAUUACCCAGAUUCAACAAAAUUCGCGUGACCACUGGAUCAUCAACCAUUAGUAGGCUUCGACUCUUCUAAUGCGUACAUCUACAGUUAUCUGUAAAAUUACUCUCUUGAAUUUCAAGUCACAGCGAAGAGUAUUCUUAAGCUUGUAAAGUUAGUUGUAACUUUAGCUUAUUGUUAAGAACAUAAUGAUUAACUUGAAACUUGCGACUAUCUCACAGACUGCACAGAUUCAGUAUACAUAUAUAUAAGUGUGUAUGUAAAAGUUUGAAUGGUUUUUUAAAGGACAAAUUGUUGACAAUUAAUACGUCCGAUUCUAAAAGUCGAAACAAUUUUUAAAUAAAAAAUAAUGAAAUCCUUCAUUCCUAAAUUUAUACGAAAUAUGUAGAAAAAUUCUAAACAAUAUCAAUAUUAUUCCUGUAGAUUAUUAGAAAAUUUCUAAUUUAAACUUAAAAUUAAUACAUUUCUUUCAUUCUUUAAAGAGAAAAAAAUUAUCUUUUCAUAAUCUUUUAGAAUCUGACUCUGGAAUGUCAACUUUUUACUACAAUAUUAAUUGCUUGAAUCUCGCAUUUAUUUAUUACUAAACGAAAAAAAUUCCAUUUCUUUGUUCUAUAAAAUAUAGAAAAUUAAAAUUUUUAAUUCAAAUAUUAAAUAUAAUAAUUAAUAUUGUACGAUUGACAAAAAAUAAUUUUUCAUUUGCUCGCGAAUGAUUUGCACAUGUGUUAUCUAGAAUUUUUCCUAAGAUCGACUGAGCUUUUUUAACGAUAGAUAAUUUUUAAGUAGAAAAAAAAAUGAAUGUAAUGAGAUUGUUUUGUAAAUCGCUGUCGAACGAAGGCCAGUUUUUAAAUCGUUUGAAGAAUAAAAUUGUUUUUUAAAACGAGACAAUUGUUAUAAAUCUCUUAAGAUUCAACAAUUCAAUGUACUUAUUUAUUUUAAAAAUAUGAAAUAAUUUUGAGAAAUUAUAAUGUUAAAGUAUUGAGUUAAUGUCAAUAAUUGAGUGAAAAUCUUCGAAGAUAGGAUCAGAUCAAUAUUAAUUCAAGAAUCUGUGUGCGACCCUAAGACUUUGUAUUAAUCAAAAUAAAGAAAACGAAAAAUGUGCUUAUCUUUGCCAUAUACUUGAAAUAUUUUUAAAUCUAGUUUUAUAUAUAAAAAAAAAUACUUUUUAUUUAAAUCCAAGACUGGAACUUAAGAAGAUCUGAUAAGAGUAUUUUAGAAGUAAUUUACAAUUUCAUUUUUGAAUAUUUUUUGAAAAUGUAAAAAUUUUGCUUCUUCCUGUGUCGAAAAAACUUUGGAAAUAUUUUUUAAAAAUUUCCAGUCCGUAAUUUUACUUUUCAUGAAGAAAUAAUUUUUUAAAAGUCUUUUGAGCCACUUCAUUAUAUUUCAAUUAAAGUAAUUGUUGAUUAUUUUUCAAAAAUUAUAAUACUUUAUAGACAUAUUUGUAGAUAUAUGGAUUUUAUUUUUACUUCAGAAAUACUAUGCUCAAGUUUGGUUUUACAGAAAAUAGUCAAAACUAUUGUUAAACUUAUUAAAUAUUAAGAACUAAAAAUAUUAUUUCUAUAUAGAGUAUUAAAAUUUUUUGAAAACAUACUUCGUGUAAAAUAUAAUGAAGUGGCACUGUCAAAAUGUUUUCUGUGAUUUGUUUCACUAAAAAUAUUAAACAAAACAAUUUAGGCAUAUAAAUUCUGAAAAUUCCAAGUAUGUACUUGGAACAAGUUUUUCUUCGUCUGUUACAUAUUUAAAAAAUUUCGAUCCAUUGACAAAAUCUAAAAGUUCAUAAGCAUAAAAAAACAAGAAAAAAUUAACAAACUCGCAAUUUGGUUUGGGUCAUUUUUAAAAAAAUUAAAUUUAUCUUUAGUUAUGAAAUUUAUUUUUAUUAGUUCUUAGUAAUUUGUUGAAAUUUAUCUUAACAUCUUUCCAUUUUGAUAAGUAUUAAUUUUAAUUGAAAUUAUGUCGAUGGUUCAAGAAUUCUUGAAUAUGUACAAAAUUUCGAUGUGUGAAUAGAUUAAAAAAUGUGUUAUAGGUAAAUUAAAAAUUUAUAUUGAACAUUUUAAGUAUGUUAAGAUGAAUGGCAUUAAGUGAUUUCACAGAUACGUUUUGCACGCAAUUAAUAUGAGAAAAUAAUGUUCAGAGGCGAAACAAUAUUUUGUAAACUUUAGAUUAAUGAAAUUACGGGACAAGAACUAUUUAAUCGAUUUCUUUUUAAUUUUAAAAUGUGUAUUACUUAUAGAAUGAACUUCCAACCGUUAAGUUAAAUUUCUAUUUUACAGCUAUUAUUGACAAGUGUUGCAUUUCUGUCAGCAUUGUUGUUAUCUAUCUUAUACGAAAUUAAAUUAUUUUAAUAUUAA
Leptopilina heterotoma is the source of this 4603-nucleotide messenger RNA. RefSeq names its product protein-tyrosine sulfotransferase (gene Tpst). Gene Ontology annotation, molecular function: protein-tyrosine sulfotransferase activity. The record is from RefSeq and is a predicted model, not a curated record. Bases 1066 to 2292 code for a protein of 408 amino acids. Gene Ontology annotation, cellular component: Golgi apparatus. Lineage: Eukaryota; Metazoa; Arthropoda; Insecta; Hymenoptera; Figitidae. Gene Ontology annotation, biological process: peptidyl-tyrosine sulfation. The transcript has 12 exons.